Messenger RNA from Clupea harengus (Atlantic herring), 2300 nucleotides. It is a transcript of the gene fip1l1b, whose product is annotated as factor interacting with PAPOLA and CPSF1b. Gene Ontology annotation, cellular component: mRNA cleavage and polyadenylation specificity factor complex. NCBI's taxonomy places the organism in Eukaryota, Metazoa, Chordata, Actinopteri, Clupeiformes, Clupeidae. The record is from RefSeq and is a predicted model, not a curated record.
CAUUCAAAAGAACAACCCGGAUGUUAUUGCUCUGAUCAUAGUGUUUCGCUGAAGUAAAGCAGCAAAACUUCCCACGUUAUUGUCAGAUCUAUUUCAGUUAGCCAACAUUUAGGCUAUAUGUUACUUUUAUUUGAGAGGUUGCUCAGCACAUACUUUGUUGCUUUUGCGGGAUUAUUAGCUAGCUACCAAAUCUGAUUAGGCAGGGAUUUGAUCCUCUGUGGCGCGUUCCUCUCCAUUGAAAAUGUCUGCGGAGGAGGCGGACAAAACCACGACGACUGAUGCUAGCGCAGGUGACGAGGAAGAAGAAUGGCUAUAUGGAGAUGAGAGUGAAAAUAAAGACAAUGAAGAGGAAGAAGCAAAACUGACAGCAGCUGUAAGUGCUCCUCCACCUCCCCCGGUCACAGAGGAAGCCACUGGCAAUGGAGUGGCCAGUCAGAAGGAAACACCUGCCGAUGAUGAGGACAGCGACAGUGACAGUGAUGAUGAUGAUGACGACGUGCGAGUCACCAUCGGUGACAUUAAGACUGGAGCUCCACAGUAUACGACUUAUGGAGCCACACCAGUUAACCUCAACAUAAAGACGGGUAGCAGACCCUAUGGGGCAGCAGCUGCCAAACUGAAGGGGGUGGACCUGGAUGCCCCUGGCAACAUUAAUGGCGUUCCAGUACUGGAGGCUGAGAUGGAGUCCUUUGAGGAGAAACCUUGGCGAAAACCAGGUGCCGACCUUUCCGACUACUUUAACUAUGGCUUCAAUGAGGAUACUUGGAAAGCUUACUGUGAGAAACAGAAGAGACUUCGUAUGGGUUUGGACGUCAUGAACAUGUCCUCAACUACCAGCAAAAUCACAGUGCAGCAGGGACGGACAGGAAAUACUGAAAAGGAUGUGGUGAACCUCACUCCCCACACUAUCAAGCCAGAUUUCAGUACCCCAGCAAACAUAUACAAAUCUGGAAUAAACACAACCAGAAAUCCUGAGAGGUUAGAUACCUCAAUUCAUGGGUCUGUCUGGGAUGGGGUAAACCUUGACUUUUCAAAGAUAUCCCCUCCUCAGUGGGCAGGCCCUCCCAAUCAGGACAUGUCCUACUAUACGAAAUCAACUGGCACCAUUGAUGUCAUUGGCGGGGGGACUGCAACCAUUAGUCGUGUUGAGGGAAGGCGCCGCCAUAACCAAGAAGGGAACAAUAUCCAGGUUAUCUCUGAACACUCCUCCUCGGACGCUGAGCCGACGCCGGCCAAGAUGCCCCCGUUCUUCCCACCAGGACCCCUGCCUCCCAACAUACCGCCCCCUCCAUUCCUGCCCCCGCCGCCCAAUGUCAGCAACGCCCCUCCACUCAUCCCGCCGCCAAGAAUUCCCAUCACUGUUCCUCCUCCUGGCUUCCCUCCUCCACCCGGUGGCCCGCCUCCGUCCCUCAUGCCCACAAUGGACAACAGUGGGCUUCCUGGAGGCUAUGAUGGUCGGUCUGUCCCCCCAUACCCUUUCCCUGGAGGUGGCUAUCCACCUCCCAUGCCUGGGACGGUCCCUGCCUGGCCCACCAUGAUGGACAACUCCAAGCAGUGGGAUUAUUACCCUCGACGCGAGAAGGAGCGUGAAAAAGAGAGAGAACGUGAACGGCCGAGAGAGAGAACCCAUGAGAGGGAGAGGGAGCGGGAGCGAGAACACAGCCCUUCAGCCAUGGCUUAUAACAGUGACGAGGAGCGGUACCGGUACCGUGACUACCCUGAGCGUGGUGGUGGUGGUGGCGGCGGUGGUGGUGGUGGUGGUGGUGGCGGCGGCGGUGGCGGCGGUGGCUACGAGCGACACCGUGAGCGAGCCAGCCGAGAGAAGGAGGAGAGAGGGCACAGAGAGAGGCGACACAGAGAAAAAGAAGAAAGACCACAUAAGUCCUCCAGAAGCAGCAGCAGGAGGCGGCAUGACAGCGAAGAAGGGGACAGCCACCGCCGGCACAAGCACAAGAAGUCCAAGCGCAGCAAAGAGGGCAAGGAGCCCAGCGAGGAGCGAGCCGGGGACCAGGAGAACCAGGAGACCAUGGAGUGAGCACGCGCCCGCGUCCCCCUCCCUCUCUACCCCGUCUCUACGUCUCAUGAAGUUGCGUCGCGUCUUUGGUUCUCCACCAUGUCUUUCCAUGGAGCACUGUCAUUGAUUCUGAAUCAUGCCUGGAGAGAGUCGUUGCCCCACCACGCCAAAUCCCCUUGGUCUUCAUCAGAGUUAAUUGUCAUUUUCUGAGAUUGUUUUUGUUUCUUCUCUGAAAACGUACCAUGUAGAUGUCAUGUUUAAAUUGGUUUAAAAAACGGAAAAGCAA